AUGGCCGCUUACUGCAAUGAGGUCCGUAAGCUCGAGGACAAGUUCGACGGGUUGGAGCUCAACCACGUCACAAGGCGAUUCAACGAAGCCGCUGACGAGCUGGCAAAGGCGGCGUCCGGCCGGAUGCCCGUCCCCGACGGUGUCUUCGUUAGCGACCAGCUGAAGCCUUCAAUCCGUUACCUAGAGCCAGCAGGGCUAGGGGAGGUCGGCAACACGCCACCUGUCCUGGACCUGAGCACCGAUCCCAAGGGAAUCAGCGCUGCCCCACCCGACCCGGCCCCGGAAGCCAAGCCUCCCGACCCCGUGGUUAUGGAAAUUGAGGCGGGCCCUGCGGCGGGCGCUGACCCCACACCCGACUGGAGAACCCCGUACCUCAACUACCUUGUCCACGACGCGCUCCCGGCAGACAAAACCGAAGCCCGCAGGAUCGCGCGCCGUGCAAAAUCCUUCGCCAUCAUCAACCGGGAGCUCUACAAGCGAAGUCACACGGGGAUCCUACAGCGCUGCAUCCCGAUCGACCAGGGAAAGGCGCUGAUCCAGGAUAUCCAUGCCGGAGCUUGUGGUCACCACGCUGCGCCAAGGACGCUUGUGGGCAACGCCUUCCGACAAGGUUUCUACUGGCCAACCGCGGUCGCGGAUGCUACUCAGGUAGUCCGCACCUGCGAGGGAUGCCAGUUCUUUGCCCGCCAAACCCACCUGCCCGCGCAGGCGUUACAAACCAUCCCCAUCACGUGGCCGUUCGCGGUCUGGGGGCUGGAUCUCUUCACCGGAAAGAGAUUCCUCCAGUUCUGCGACGACCACCACAUUCGAGUGGAUUGGGCGGCAGUUGCGCACCCCCGCACGAACGGGCAAGUCGAGCGAGCCAAUGGCAUGAUACUUCAGGGUCUCAAGCCACGGAUCUUCGACCGCCUUAAAAAGUUCGGCGGACGAUGGGUUGCGGAGCUCCCAGCAGUCCUCUGGAGCCUGAGGACGACCCAAAAUUAUCAAGCUUUACAUCUCAUCAAGAGCUCUUUGUGUGCCGAAGAAUUUGACAAGGUGGAUGGUUUGCAAUCCGCCAAAGAAGUAUGGGACACUCUCUUCAUCAACCACCAAGGCACAAAGAGAGUUAGAGAAGGAAGAAUUAGAGCCCUGGAAAGUGAACUAAAUCAGUUCAUCAUUGAGGCAGAUAAAACACCCCAAGAGAUGUUCAAUAGGUUGAAUAAAAUAAUUAACAAGAUAAGGUCUCUUGGGAGUGACAAGUGGGGAAGAAGAGAAGUGGUUGACAACAUCCUCUUGGCCUAUAUGGCUAGAGAUGUUCAACUCCCAAUCUUGGUUAGGGAGAAGAGAGGAUUUAAGAAGUUCACGCUGGCGAACGUGAUUGGAAUAAUUGAAGAACACCUUAUCACUGUCAAAGAAUCCAAGCUAUCCCAGGAGAUGUCUAUGAUUCGUAAGCAAAUUGAGAAGAACAAUGGGGUAGCACUCAAGGCAAGCCACAAGAACAAAGAAAACGAAGAAAGCUCAUCAUCAAAAGUCACCAUCAAGAAAAGUGAUGAUGAUAGUGAAAGUGAGAGCAUGGAUGAGGAAGAAAUGGCUUUAUUCAUGAAAAGAGUAAAGAGAAUGAUGAAGAGGGGUGGCUUCUGA
Messenger RNA from Setaria italica (foxtail millet), 1620 nucleotides. RefSeq lists its product as uncharacterized. The transcript has 4 exons. The coding region runs from base 1 to 1620 and encodes 539 amino acids. Gene Ontology annotation, molecular function: nucleic acid binding. Lineage: Eukaryota; Viridiplantae; Streptophyta; Magnoliopsida; Poales; Poaceae. The record is from RefSeq and is a predicted model, not a curated record.